Bacillus rossius redtenbacheri is the source of this 2524-nucleotide messenger RNA. RefSeq lists its product as uncharacterized. Bases 1352 to 2524 code for a protein of 390 amino acids. Lineage: Eukaryota; Metazoa; Arthropoda; Insecta; Phasmatodea; Bacillidae. The transcript is spliced from 2 exons. The record is from RefSeq and is a predicted model, not a curated record.
GACCUUACUAUAUAACCGUGUAGUGGACAUAGACAAAUUAAUUAGUUCUGUCAUUGACGUAAACUUCCGAAAAUACUUUUGUCACUAACGUAAACUAACGAAAAUACUUCUGUCACUGAGGUAAACAAAACAACUGCGCUAUCUGUAAAUUAUUUGGCAUACUACGCCUUGAUGGUCGUGUCACAGGUAAACAUCCAAAAACUUCUGUGAGCGUCUUUUAAAAAUAAGCUAAUAAAGCUCCAUCUUUGGACUUUUCUACGAACGGUAGAUACUAAGCUGAGAAUACUCCUAAAAAUUUAAGUUAAUACAUCUUUUAUUUCCUGUGAGCCUAUUUAAAUGAAUAAAGCCUGUAUGUUGCCCCAAGCUACGCUCAUGAAAAUUCGUCCAGAAGUUUUUGAGAUUAGUGUGUUCAAACAGACAAACAGACAAACACACAAAGUUUUUUUAAACAUAGUGUUAUUGUGUUCUGUUACACUCCCUAUAUUACCCAAUCAGUUAGCCAAAUAUUUUCAAUGUACAAACACGACGGUUCUACAGUUUUAUUAUAGUAUAGAUAAGUAUGUGUGGUUUGAUUAUGGUCAAAAUAAUUUUUUGCAAUUGUAAAUUUAAAUUUCUAAACGUGAUAAAAUUUUAAACUUGGUAUUAGCCUGAGUAAUAACUGGUAUUGGUAUUUAACUUUUAAAAAACACACGAAUCCGACGUAAUUUUCUGGGAAAAAUGAAAAUCCGUCUACCAUUUCCCGCCCGAAAACAAAGAGAAAAAUUUCCUCGCAAAAAACGUCGGAACAGCAGCGGCCUUCAUAAUCCUACGAUUCACAGAACCCGAGUUGUCCACCGAGUAAUGUGCGUGAAUUGUUUUCCCCCCGGUGUUGUAAAUAUUGAAGUUUUAUCUGCUUAGGUCUGUUACAUAAAUAAUACUCUCGCAAAUAUUUAUUUUUCCCCUAGGAGGAUAUAGGUACUGGCAGGUCUAGGCUAUCUUAACUAAAAUCAAAGGCGGGUUGUGUUAUAAAUGGUGGAUUCUAGCAAAAUGGUGAUUGUUUUUAUUGCGGCCUCGAGAUUGCACGAACGAGCGCAAACUUCGGAUAUGUUCGGGAUUUAUCGGGGGUCAAUGAAUCUUAAACUUUCACCUCGGCGUUGGGGUUACUGGCUGGGAAAGACUAAAGGCUAGGUCAAACAGGAGGCGGACUGUCAGCGCGGGCGGAACGACCGCAGUCCGCCGCGGACUAGGGAAGCCAGACAGAAUGCGGACAAGUUUAGGCGAACCAGUGUGAAAACAGUUGCUGUCAAGAGUGUGCAAUGUGUGAUAUUGAAUUCACUCUCUGUAAUUCGUGUUUUCUUGUUGUCAUUUCAAGAUGUCCAGCAGUUCCUCUGACGAAGAAGAGUUACUUCUUAUGUUCGCUUUGAGUAAAGCAAAAAGAAAAAGAAAAUGGGUGCAUGAAAUAAAUGAAAAAAGAGAGGUAUUCGGCGAGUUUCACCUAUUAUGCUGUGAGUUGAGUUCAUUCGAAGACCGAUUUUUCACAUAUUUUCGAAUGUCUCAAGAACAAUUUGACAAAUUACAUACUCUCCUUGAACAUAAAAUAUCAAAAGUGGCCACUAACUGGAGUAAACCCAUUGGGACGAAGGAAAGACUAGCUAUCUGUUUAAGGUAUUUGGCUACAGGUGAUUCCCAUAACACUAUUGCCUUUUCCUUCCGUGUUGGACGCACUACUGUUUCCAGCAUAGUUAAAGAAGUGUGCAUCGAGAUAUGGAACGUUCUACAACCGCUGUACUUGGCUACUCCAACAGAGGAAGUUUGGAGGAAAUCUGAAGUUGGCUUUAGAGAACGAUGGAACUUUCCCAACUGCAUCGGGAGCAUAGAUGGGAAACACGUGGAAAUCAAAUGCCCUAACAAGAGUGGAUCAAGUUAUUAUUGUUAUAAAAACUUUUUUUCGAUUGUUCUCUUGUCCAUAGUUGAUCCUUACUACAAUUUUAUUGUCGUUGACAUAGGUAGUUAUGGUCGGCACAGUGAUAGUGCCAUUUUCGAGAACUCUUUCUAUCGCGAUUUUGUUGAUAACAAAACAAUUCUUCCUCCAAAACCAUUACCCGGGACAGAAACCCCCGUCCCUCAUGUGUUUGUAGGUGAUGAAGGGUUCAAGUUACAAACUUAUUUGAUGCGUCCUUUCCCAAGAAAGGCGGUCGUUGAUAAUAUAGAAAAAAGAAGGUACAAUAAACGACAUUGCAGAGCACGACGUAUCGUUGAAAAUGCCUUCGGCAUUUUAACUCAAAAGUGGCGUAUAUUUUUUAGACCUAUCGAAUGUAAUGUUGAUACAGCUGUACACGUUGUCAAAGCUGCUUGUUGCCUUCACAAUUUUAUUAGAGCUAACACAGAAAAUGUCACAACUGAUGAGCUAGAAUUAACAGACGAUAUAACAAAUCAACCCACCAAUGCUUUCUCAGCCAAUACUCCAUUGAAAGAACGAUCUAGUGAUGCUGCCCAUGCUGUACGAAACCAUUUCGUUAAAUACUUCAACUAUUUAAGUUCGUGA